UGAGGGCGGGCGGUGGGGCCGUUGCCGCAGUGACAGUGCUGGGGGAGUCUGAAGAUGGCGGCGUCGCGUCGCUCUCAGCAUCAUCACCACCAUCAUCAACAACAGCUCCAGCCCGCCCCAGGGGCUUCGGCGCCGCCACCGCCACCUCCCCCCCCACUCAGCCCAGGCCUGGCCCCGGGGACUACCCCAGCCUCCCCUACGGUGGGUGGCCUGGCACCCUUCGCCUCCCCGCGGCACGGCCUAGCGCUGCCGGAGGGGGAUGGCAGUCGGGAUCCGCCCGACAGGCCCCGAUCCCCGGACCCGGUUGACAGUAGCAGCUGUUGCAGUACCACCAGCACAAUCUGUACUGUCGCCGCCGCUCCAGUGGUCCCGGCGGUUUCCGCCUCAUCUGCCGUCGGUGUCGCUCCCAAUCCAGCCGGCGGUGGCAGUAACAAUUCACCGUCGUCCUCUUCUUCCCCGACUUCUUCCUCUUCUUCCUCUCCAUCCUCCCCCGGAUCGAGUUUGGCGGAGAGCCCCGAGGCGGCCGGAGUUAGCACCACAGCAACAUUGGGGCCUGGGACAGCGGGACCUGGGCCAGGGGUCUCAGCAGUGAGCGGGGCCCUCCGGGAACUGUUGGAGGCCUGUCGCAAUGGGGACGUGUCCCGGGUAAAGAGGCUGGUGGACGCAGCAAACGUGAAUGCUAAGGACAUGGCCGGCCGGAAAUCUUCUCCCCUGCACUUCGCUGCAGGUUUUGGAAGGAAGGAUGUUGUAGAACACUUACUACAGAUGGGUGCUAAUGUCCAUGCUCGUGAUGACGGCGGUCUCAUCCCACUUCAUAAUGCCUGUUCUUUUGGCCAUGCUGAGGUUGUGAGUCUGUUACUGUGCCAAGGAGCUGAUCCAAAUGCCAGGGAUAACUGGAACUAUACCCCUCUGCAUGAAGCUGCUAUUAAAGGAAAGAUCGAUGUAUGUAUUGUGCUGCUGCAGCACGGAGCGGAUCCAAACAUUCGGAACACCGAUGGGAAGUCAGCCCUGGACCUGGCAGAUCCUUCAGCAAAAGCUGUCCUUACAGGUGAAUACAAGAAAGACGAACUCCUAGAAGCUGCUAGGAGUGGUAAUGAAGAAAAACUAAUGGCUUUACUGACUCCUCUAAAUGUGAAUUGCCAUGCAAGUGAUGGAAGAAAGUCAACUCCUUUACAUCUAGCAGCAGGCUACAACCGAGUGCGGAUCGUUCAGCUUCUUCUCCAGCAUGGUGCAGAUGUGCAUGCAAAAGAUAAAGGUGGACUUGUGCCUCUUCAUAAUGCAUGUUCAUAUGGACAUUACGAAGUCACAGAACUGCUACUAAAGCAUGGAGCUUGUGUUAAUGCUAUGGAUCUCUGGCAGUUUACCCCACUCCAUGAGGCUGCUUCCAAGAAUCGAGUAGAAGUCUGCUCUUUGUUGCUUAGCCAUGGUGCCGAUCCUACAUUAGUUAAUUGCCACGGCAAAAGUGCUGUGGAUAUGGCUCCAACUCCUGAGCUGCGGGAGAGAUUGACUUAUGAAUUUAAAGGUCACUCUUUGCUACAAGCAGCCAGAGAAGCAGACCUAGCCAAAGUUAAAAAGACACUUGCUUUGGAAAUUAUUAAUUUCAAACAACCACAGUCUCAUGAAACUGCACUGCACUGUGCUGUGGCCUCCCUGCAUCCCAAACGUAAACAAGUGACAGAAUUGUUACUUAGAAAAGGAGCAAAUGUCAAUGAAAAAAAUAAAGAUUUCAUGACUCCCCUGCAUGUGGCAGCAGAAAGAGCUCACAAUGAUGUCAUGGAAGUUCUACAUAAGCAUGGAGCAAAGAUGAAUGCACUGGACACCCUCGGUCAGACUGCUUUGCAUAGAGCUGCCCUAGCUGGUCACCUCCAGACCUGCCGCCUCCUGCUGAGUUAUGGCUCUGAUCCCUCCAUCAUCUCCUUACAAGGCUUUACAGCAGCACAGAUGGGAAAUGAAGCAGUGCAGCAGAUUCUGAGUGAAAGUACACCUAUUCGUACUUCUGAUGUUGACUAUCGACUCUUAGAGGCAUCUAAAGCCGGAGACUUGGAAACUGUGAAGCAACUUUGCAGUCCUCAAAAUGUGAAUUGCAGAGAUUUAGAGGGCCGGCAUUCUACACCCUUACACUUUGCGGCAGGCUAUAACCGUGUGUCUGUCGUGGAGUAUCUCCUGCACCAUGGUGCUGAUGUCCAUGCCAAAGACAAAGGUGGCUUAGUGCCCCUUCAUAACGCUUGUUCAUAUGGACACUAUGAGGUAGCUGAGCUCUUGGUGAGGCAUGGGGCAUCUGUCAAUGUUGCAGACUUAUGGAAAUUCACCCCUCUACAUGAAGCGGCAGCUAAAGGAAAAUAUGAAAUCUGCAAGCUCCUUUUAAAACAUGGAGCAGAUCCAACUAAAAAGAACAGAGAUGGAAAUACACCUUUAGAUUUGGUAAAAGAAGGAGACACAGAUAUCCAGGACUUACUGAGAGGAGAUGCUGCCUUGUUAGAUGCUGCCAAGAAGGGCUGCCUGGCAAGAGUGCAGAAGCUCUGUACCCCAGAGAAUAUCAACUGCAGAGAUACCCAGGGCAGAAACUCUACCCCUUUGCACCUGGCAGCAGGCUACAAUAACCUGGAAGUAGCUGAAUAUCUUCUAGAACAUGGAGCAGAUGUUAAUGCCCAAGACAAAGGUGGUUUAAUCCCUCUUCAUAAUGCAGCAUCUUAUGGGCAUGUGGACAUUGCAGCAUUAUUGAUAAAAUACAACACAUGUGUAAAUGCAACAGACAAGUGGGCUUUUACUCCUCUUCACGAAGCAGCCCAAAAAGGCAGGACUCAGCUUUGUGCCCUACUCCUGGCACAUGGCGCAGAUCCAACUAUGAAGAACCAGGAAGGUCAGACACCUUUAGAUCUGGCAACAGCUGACGAUAUCAGAGCUUUGCUGAUAGACGCCAUGCCCCCAGAGGCCUUACCCACCUGUUUCAAACCUCAGGCUACCGUAGUGAGUGCCUCUCUGAUCUCACCAGCAUCCACCCCCUCCUGCCUGUCCGCUGCUAGCAGCAUAGACAACCUCACCGGGCCCUUAGCAGAACUGGCAGUAGGAGGAACGUCCAACACUGGGGAUGGCGCAGCAGGUGCAGAAAGGAAGGAGGGAGAAGUUGCGGGUCUUGACAUGAAUAUUAGCCAGUUCCUGAAAAGCCUUGGUCUAGAACACCUUCGGGACAUCUUUGAAACAGAACAGAUUACACUAGAUGUGUUGGCUGAUAUGGGUCAUGAAGAACUAAAAGAAAUAGGCAUCAAUGCAUAUGGACACCGCCAUAAAUUAAUCAAGGGAGUGGAAAGACUCUUGGGUGGACAACAAGGCACAAAUCCUUAUUUGACUUUUCACUGUGUUAAUCAGGGAACGAUUUUGCUGGAUCUUGCUCCAGAAGAUAAAGAAUAUCAGUCAGUAGAAGAAGAGAUGCAGAGUACAAUUCGGGAACACAGAGAUGGUGGUAAUGCCGGCGGCAUCUUCAACAGAUACAAUGUCAUUCGAAUUCAAAAAGUUGUGAAUAAGAAGUUGAGAGAACGAUUCUGCCACAGACAAAAGGAGGUGUCUGAGGAGAAUCACAACCAUCAUAACGAGCGCAUGUUGUUUCACGGUUCUCCUUUCAUUAAUGCCAUUAUUCAUAAAGGGUUUGAUGAGAGACAUGCAUAUAUAGGAGGAAUGUUUGGGGCCGGGAUUUAUUUUGCUGAAAACUCCUCUAAAAGCAACCAGUAUGUUUAUGGAAUCGGAGGAGGAACAGGCUGCCCCACGCACAAAGAUCGGUCAUGUUAUAUAUGUCACAGACAAAUGCUUUUCUGUAGAGUGACCCUUGGCAAGUCCUUUCUACAAUUCAGCACCAUGAAAAUGGCUCACGCCCCCCCAGGCCAUCACUCCGUUAUUGGGAGACCAAGUGUGAAUGGGCUGGCGUAUGCUGAAUAUGUCAUCUACAGAGGAGAGCAGGCCUACCCUGAGUAUCUCAUCACUUACCAGAUCAUGAAGCCAGAAGCUCCUUCACAGACCGCAACCGCCGCAGAGCAGAAGACCUAGUGAAUGCCCAUUGAUAAAGGCCAGAUGGAAUUUAAACCUGGGACUGGACUACAGUGGAUUGUUUUCAACAAAAUCAAUAUUCUAUAAAUCCCUGACAGCCUAGAAAUAAGCUGUUUGUCUUUUAUAAAGCAUUGCUAUCGUGAUGAAUAGAGUAUGAGUAACUGAUACAUACUCAAUUGCUACUGUUCCCUUUGAGGAAAUGUUUACAGGGGCGGCCUUUUAACAUAUCUCAGGCUCAUUUUCAUUGCAGUUAUCCAUUUCUAAAACGGGAUUGCUUUGAUCCGGCCUUGGAAAUGGAAAAAAGAAAACAUAACCAAUACUUUCCCAAAUGUUCUCAAUUCACACACUACAUUUGCUUUGAUAUGUGUGGCACGUGUAUAUAAUAAAUAUGCACCACAUAUGACAGGCUCAUUUUUAGUUUUUUCUGAACAUGCAUCAUUCACUUUUUUUUUUAAAUUGGUUAUUGUCAUUGCCGUUGUUGCUUACUUUGAAAAUGAGCCAGAGCCUUCUUGAGGAUUUUGCACAGAGUCACACUGACUCAACUCGCCAGCGAUGUAACCCAAGCUUCUGGCUGAGCAAGACUUCACUUCCACUUUUUUUUUUUCCCACUGAUUUAUUUUGUAUCUGUACUUAUCAACGGAAACUGAGACGGAAAGGGAAAACAUCACGUUUUGGUUUCCUGUUAUUGAUUAGCCAGUCUUACAAGGGAAAGGCACAAACAGCAACCUGAUUUAAGAGCUCCCAAGUUCAGAGAAGUCGAAGCCAGUGAGGCCACCUGCUCUUUCCAACCAACACGAGCCUGCUUCCCAGGCAUUCAGGACGGUACUGGAGGGCCAAGCAGAGGCCAGCCAGGGAGAGGCUUGAGUUCUGCCGCCGUGAGUUCUGAGGGGAAACUGCCAGAGAGGCCUGUGAAUUCAGGAGAAGCAGCAUUCAGACUCGGGAGGGCUGUGCAGUUCUGUAAUCCAGCAGCAGGAAAGACCGAGGAUGCCUCGGAGGAAACCGCCUUCUCGUCAGUAAGCCGUACCACCAGAAUUGUCGCCCCCAAAAUUAGCUGCCUUAUUUCCAAAUUCAGUGGAAUUAUCGUACUUCAUUGGAGUCACAAAAAUAUUACUUUAUUGUUCCUCUAGUUUAGAAAACUAGGAUCCAAAUCCUGUUUAGUCACUAGUUAUGCACAAAUGCAGGAACUUUUUUGUUUACUCCAGAUUUGGGGUUUAUUUCAAAUGAGGUGCUUCAAAUAGUUUAUGUAGGUCCCUGCACUAAAUUUUUGAACCAUUUCUUCAAACUUCUUAAUAGACAAAACAAAAAUAGAAACCAAAGCUCUUUCAGUUAUUUUUGAAAUGAAGGUAGAGAAAUAACCACACUUUUUUUUUCAUGAAAUCACUACUUUGUUUUGCUUUUUUUCUCAACAUUUGUCAUGUGCACUUUGACACUUGUGAAAAGUUAUCCAUUACAGUUCUCACACCUGCCCUUUUCACCUCAACUGAAUAUUAAGUGCAUCAACUUCUUUACUUUGACGUGUUCUGCGUCUACUGAGCCAUGAAGUAAAAACACUAUAUGUGGUUAAAAAAAAAAACAGAAAAAGGAAAAAGUGUGAUACAAACUUACCAUUUCAACUUAAAGUCCUGAAAACUAAUUUGUUUUUUAAUGCAGGAUGAUUAAGCUGUGACCUCAUUUAAUCUCCUUAAGAAAAAUAAAAUGGUUACAUGCAAAGAUUCUAGAAUAGGCUCUUAAAAUACAUCUUUUGCUUUCCUUUUGGCUUGAGCCCAAUGCUAGAACUAGGCAUCGGGAACUAGUUUUGAGUUUUAUAGCUGAAUCUUGCAUGGGUCCUCAAAAUUAAAUCAAGAAUUAGCCUCAGUUGUUGCUUCUAUUGAAGUUUUAGUGACCCAAGCUGGGUGUUUGUGUCUUGGCUACUUGUUUAAUAGCACCUAGAUUCCAUAUGAAACUACUAAGUUUGAUGUUCAUUAAGAGGGCUUUUUUUCCUCCCUUCCUUUUUUUUGCUGUGUGUAACAAUGGGUUGAAAGAAUUGGCAUCUCCGUAGUUUUCAGUAAUUGUAAAAGUGUAUAUAUUACUUGCCUCCCCAAUUAGAUAUAGUCUAAAAUGGUAAACACAGCUGUGAUUUUUAGUUAAGUAAAAGGGUUAAUACGGUAUAGAUACCAAAAGCUUUAUAGCGUCAUUAAAAAGAUAAGCCACUACCUGGCUGUGGUUAUAUGUCAUUUCCAUCAUGCUAACUAGAUUAAUGGAUGUGCCCGUUUUAAACUUCAGCCUUACACUUGAGAAGUUAAACUGUGGUUCAAUAUUUAAACUGCCAAUGUUAUGCAUCUGAUGUUCUGUGUGCCGAGUAAAGGUACUGUGUAAGGAAGACGUUUGCUGUGCUUCUUGUCUUGUAAUGAUUCAAGUAUGUGGUAUUUCUUGAAAGAAUGUGUACAUAUUAUUCCUCUGCUAAAGAGAAUGAGUUAAUUGAUAUCUCACAGGAGCCAAAUACAUUUUUUCGAAACUUGAAAACCAAAGGUCAUCAUGAAUGAGUGCAUUCAAGUUAGCAAAAGUUGAUUGCAUUUGGAAUUUCCACCUAUAGCACUGUGAAAAACCCUUUGGAAUAUAAAAGCAUGGCAUUAAAUUAGGCUGAAAUCCGUUUAAUUUCUUGUGUAUGCACUAUAUAGAAACACUAGCAAGUUGAGGACUUCUAGUGUGGCCUCCCCUGAAUGAUGCCUCUGCUUCCCAAACUGUAUAGAAGAGAGAAUCCAGGCGCCUUCGCCAGCUCUACUGCAGUUCUGACAUCAAAGGGCUUCUAGACCUGAUGGUCCAGGCUACUACGUAUGAGCCAGCUGGAUAUUUGACUCGGGCGUAAGUUAAGUGCUCUACUGAACACUUUCUCCUUGUAUUUGGCCGCCUCUUCCUUCCCUUUUCCCCACUUGCUAGUCUGGAAUUAUGAGUAGCGCCAACAAUUGCCUUUGAGCACCAGCCUCCCUCAUUUUCCUACUUUCUCCAUCUUGAUUCUUGCACAAGCCAACUGCACCUCUCUGUUUCCACAUCACAACCAGAGCCAGGUAUUAGGCCUCAUAUGCUCUGCUCAGCAGAUUCUGCCACGUUGCAUGGACCCAAGCAUUUUAAUUCUAUGCAAAAUAAUAGCAGUGCAACCAGGAUUCUUCCUUACCUUUUCCUUCUUGGAAUUUGGAAUUUCUAGCUUUUUUCAGUAACGUAAGUAGAAUAAAUAAUAUUAGGAUGUGUUUGUGAAAUAGCAUCCUUGUGCUCGUUGGAGCUUGGUUAUUAGUGGCUACACUAAUUUCCCUUUGCUCUCAAAAUAGCAAAGUGCGUUGCUAUGUGCAGAUAAAUGCCUGAAUGUGGCAAAUAACAUAAAAUAGAUUAAUAUUCUAUUAUUAUAGCCUUUAUACAAAAAAAUAAAAUUUUGGUCUACACUGAAAGAGCGUUAAAAUGCAAUAAGUUUUCCAUGUUUUUCUCUAUUUAAAUACAUCUCCCAACGGCACAAAGGUUAUUGGCCAUUGCUUGCCCUUCUUUUUUAAUAUCUGAACCCUCUGGAUUCCUGUGAAUGCUUUCAAACAAAAAUGGUGUAUAUUUUUAAGCACCUUUCCCCCAAUUUGUCCAGAUCCCAUAUAUACGAUAACCUCUGAUAAACAGCCUUUUUUCUGGGUUUUCUGUUGGGCAAUUAUCUUGCAUAGAACUUUAGCUUUUAGCCAUUCAGGCAACACUCAAAACUAACAUUAGGAUAGGGUUUCAUGUGUCAGACAUUUACUUAAUGACUACAGUUAAACUUGUUUGACGUCAAAUCAGUGACAGAGAAAUGGAAAGAAAGUAAUUGUGAAGGUAAUACCUGAGUUUUAGUUGGGCACAUGUAGCAUAUGAAGAGGUAAUGCAUUUUUUUUUUUAAUCUUUAAAAAAAAGUGGGGUUUUUUCAGAUAACGUUGUACAUUCUGAAAUCUAGAGACAAUUAAGGAAUUCCUGCUGUGGCACAUGGGGUUAAGGAUCCUGUGUUUCUGUGGCGGUGCAGGUUCAAUCCCCGGCCCAGCACAGUGAGUUAAAGAUCCAGCAUUGCCACAACUGUGGUAUAGGUUGCAAUUGCAGCUCAGAUUCGAUCCCUGGCCUCCCUGUGGUCAUCGAAUUCCAUGUGCCACAAGUGCAGCCAUUAAAAAAAAAAAGGAAAAAAAAAAGAGGGAGUUCCUGUUGUGGAACAUCAGAAACAAUCCAAGUAUCCAUGAGGAUUUGGGUUCGAUCCCUGGCCUCACUCAGUGGGUCAGGGGAACCAGCAUUACCAUGAGCUGUGGUGUAGGUCACAGACAGGCUUGGGUCCCGAGUUGCUGUGGCUGUGGCUGUGGCCAGCAACUCCGAUUUGACCCCUAACCUGGGAACUUCCAUAUGCUGUAGGUGCCGCCCUAAAAAGCAAAAAAAAAAAAAAAGGCAAUUAAAUGUUUCGUCUUAGAAAUGCCUUAACCAUGAAACUUUUUAACCUUUUAUAUCCUAAUAAAUACAAAGCUGUAAUUCCAUUUCUCAGUGUGUGAAAGGUGUCAGGAAGUCAGGUGUAUCUCCAUGUAUCUCACACCUGGUAAGCUUACAUAUGAGAAUCUAUUUGAUAAGCAAUGCUGCAAUGCUCCCUUACAUGCAAAGGAGCUGAUAGAAUCAAUCCAUCCCAAUUUCUCUCCCUCUAAACUUCCUCAGUACCAAGUCUUCUGGUUUAGAGAAAUUCUGGAAAGAUUUCAAAGCCCCUUAAGUUUCGUGCAUGUGGGAAUAGAGCAACAGCUCUUAAAAUGACACCAUGUAGAAUUUGCAUGCUGCACAAGCUGUUUUUUUAAACGUUAAAAUAUAAACCAUGGUAAUAAAUGAGUAGGACACUGAAGAUUUUAUAUCCUAAAACCAAAUACUCUCACAGGUGUGAUCAGUUUUAAACAUCUGCCAGAGGGUUCGGCCUCCUUUGAAAUAACAUUCCACAGUAGAGAUGAUGGCAUUUUGACUCUUCAUUCUUUCUCUUUUCUGCUUCACAAUUUCUCAUCUCCACCCCCACCUCCACCACUCUUCUUUUCAAACAGAUUUCAGGAUCCACUUUGUUACUUUUCAUCUGUCUGCCCUUUUCUGCAGUCUGCCCUGAAAGCCCCUUGUUGAUUCUGUUUGCAGAGAAAUGUAGUUAAACCUCAGUGGGGCGGGGGUCCCUCACAAACUCCCAGUCCCCUCCCAAGGUUCAGGAUGGAAAGCUGGAAAACACAAGAGUAAAAAUUAGAAAGGAACCAAAUCCUUCAAAGCUAAUAGCCUAGGCCUAGAAGAUGACCUUGACCGUAUAGCCAUUGCAUUCAUUACAAAGAAUAGGUAAACUCUCAUGAGCAUAUAAUACCUGUUCCUGCUUCCAUUGUUUCAAGCUCAUCUUGUCUUUGUGGUUGUAGUAUUUGUCUUUCAUACCUACAAACUGAAAAGGUACUUGUAGCAACGAGGUUUCUCCAAAACAUUUACCAAACCAGCUUUGAGGAAAUCUAGAAUGUUUCCUGGCAACAGCAUUUGGAGUAGUAAUUGUAUUUUCUCAUUGUGAUGUUGGUCUGUGUACGUAACCAAUGUAGUGACUCUUUGUUCAUUACUGGUGAUGUUUUUAUUUGUAGUCUCUGUGUGACCUUCCAGUAGCCAGGGGUUCAAAUCCCCUCCCCUCUCUUUUUUGCAUCUGUCUGUUUGUAGAACUGUAAGAUAAAAUACAAGACACCCAGUUAAGUUUGAAUUUCAAAUAAACUAUUUUUUUUUGCUUAAGUAUGGUUCAUGCAUUAUUUGGCAUAUAUUUACCGUAAAAAAAAAAAAAAGUAUCUGAAAUUCAGACUUAACAUGUUGGGGGUUUUUUGGCUUUGUUUUGUUUUGUUUUGUUUUACUCAAUCUGGCAACCCUAUCAAUUUGGUCAUGGAAAAUCUCUGACAGCAUGUCAAUUCUAGACUUCACUAUUUUUCACAUGGAAUGGAAGACCUUUUUUCCCUCACCCUCUACUUUCCAAAAGAGGGCAUCAAGGAACUCAGCCUGCCUACGUGGUGGGUUUCUAUUCAAGACAUCUUUAUGAUUAUAUUUAACCUGUAAUUGUGCUUUGGCGAAAUGUCUAACAGUACUUGUAACUGUUUAAUAUUCAAUAAAAAAAAUUUUUUAAGUA
Messenger RNA from Phacochoerus africanus (Common warthog), 10159 nucleotides. RefSeq names its product tankyrase (gene TNKS). The transcript is spliced from 27 exons. Gene Ontology annotation, cellular component: cytoplasm; nucleus. Bases 55 to 4038 code for a protein of 1327 amino acids. Lineage: Eukaryota; Metazoa; Chordata; Mammalia; Artiodactyla; Suidae. Gene Ontology annotation, molecular function: protein binding; NAD+ poly-ADP-ribosyltransferase activity. The record is from RefSeq and is a predicted model, not a curated record.